Messenger RNA from Acanthosepion pharaonis, 2109 nucleotides. NCBI's taxonomy places the organism in Eukaryota, Metazoa, Mollusca, Cephalopoda, Sepiida, Sepiidae. The record is from the annotation of a GenBank genome assembly.
AUGUGUUUCUUCUCUCGAUCUUCUGUUUCUUACUCCCUCUUAUCAUCACUGUGUGUCCUUUUCCUCCCACCAUUUUCCCGUACACCUGGUUUUUCUUCUUCCUUUUCUUCCUUUCUCCUUUUAUUUCCUUUCAUUUUCGUUCAUGUCGUCUGCAGUUUUUUCUUCUUUCUUUUUUUCCUUUCUCCUUUUAUUUCCUUUUAUUCUUCGAUCAUGUCAUCUGCAGUUUUUUCUUCUUCCUUUUCUUCCUUUCUCCUUUUAUUUCCUUUCAUUUUCGUUCAUGUCGUCUGCAGUUUUUUCUUCUUCCUUUUCUUCCUUUCUCCUUUUAUUUCCUUUUAUUCUUCGAUCAUGUCAUCUGCAGUUUUUUCUUCUUCCUUUUCUUCCUUUCUCUUUUUUUUUUUUCAUUUUUCGUUCAUGUCGUCUGCAGUUUUUUUCUUCUUCCUUUUUUUCCUUUCUCCUUUUAUUUCCUUUUAUUCUUCGAUCAUGUCGUCUGCAGUUUUUCUUCUUUCUUUCCUUCCUUUCUCUUUUUAUUUCAUUCAAUUCGUUGCUCUUAUAAUCUCCAGUUUUUCAUCUUCCUUUUCUUCCCUUCUCAUUUUAUUUCCUUUCAUUCUUUGCUCACGCCAUAUCCAGUUUUUUUUUUCUUUUUCCUUUCCUUACUAUUUUCUUUCAUUCUUUGAUCAUGUCAUCUACAGUUUUUCUUUCUUUUUUUCAUUUAUUUCUCCUUUUAUUUCCUUCCAUUCGUUGCUCAUACCAUCUGCCGUGUUUUCUUCCUUUCUCCUUUUUUUUCCAUUCUUCGCUCAAGUCGUCUGUAGUUUUUUCUUCUUUCUUUCUGCCUGUUCACAUUUUAUUUCCUUCCAUUAUUUCCUCAAUACCUUUACAGUUUUCCUUCUUUCUAUCAUUCCUUUCUCCUUUUAUUUCCUUAAAUUCUUUGUUCAUGUCAUCUGCAGCUUUUCUUUCCUUCUUUUUUCCUUUCCUUCCUUUUACCAUUUACUUACUUCUAUUAUUUCCUCACGACCCGUGCAAACUUUCUUCUUUUUUUCUUUCAUUUCUCGUUUUUUUUUUCCUUCCAUUCUUUGCUCAUGUCAUCUCCAGGUUUUCAUCUUCCUUUUCUUCCUUUUUCCUGUUUCCUUCUUCGUAAACUUUCUUUCUGCUUUUAAUUCUUUCCAUUCUUUGCUCACGUCAUUUGCAGUUGUUUCUUCUUUCUUUCCUUCUUUUCUCCUCUUAUUUAUUUCCAUUUAUUGCUCACUACCUCUGCAUUUUUUCUUCUUUCUUUCUUUCCUUUUCUCUUUUCAUUUCCUUCCAUUCUUUGCUCAUGUCAUCAUCAGUUUUGUCUUCUUCUUUUUUCCUUUUAUUUCCUUUCAUUCUUUGCUCACGUCAUCUGCAGGUUUUCUUCUUUGUAACCUUCCUUUCUGCUUUUAUUUCCUUCCAUUCUUUGCUCACGUUGUCUGCAAUUAUUUCUUCUUCCUUCCUUUCUACUUUUAUUUCUUUCCAUUUUAUUGCUUACGCCCUCUGCUUUUUUCUUCUUUCUUUCCUUCUUUUCUCUUUUAUGUCCUUCCUUUCUUCUCCAGUUAUUCUUUCUUACUUUUCUAUUUUUCCCUUCAUUUCUCGUUUUAUUUCUUUCCAUUCUUUUCUCAUGUCAUCAUCAGUUUUGUCUUCUUCCUUUUUCCUUUUAUUUCCUUUCAUUCUUUGCACACGUCAUCUGCAGGUUUUCUUCUUCGUAACCUUCCUUUCUGCUUUUAUUUCCUUCCAUUCUUUGCUCACGUUAUCUGCAAUUCUUUCUUCUUUCUUUUCUUCCUUUCUAUUUUUCUUUCCAUUCAUUGCUCACGCCCUCUGCAUUUUUCUUCUUUCUUUCCUUCUUUUCUCCUUUUAUUUCUUUCUAUUCAUUGCUCACGCCCUCUGCAUUUUUUAUUCUUUCUUCCUUUCUUUCUCUUCCUAAAACCCUUUCUUUGUUUCCGCUUCAUAGUUCUCUUUCCUUCUUCCGCCUUUCUUUUUCUUUCUUUUUCCUUCUUCCCUUCCUUCCUUCCCUUUCUUUAUCUUCCUAUCUCUGUAAUGAAUGUAAGUACCCACAGGCAAAAAGUUAAAAAUACUCAAUUUACUUUCAAAUCUCGCUGA